This is a messenger RNA of Scomber scombrus (Atlantic mackerel), 10905 nucleotides long. It is a transcript of the gene tasor2, whose product is annotated as transcription activation suppressor family member 2. Gene Ontology annotation, cellular component: nucleoplasm. The transcript has 22 exons. Gene Ontology annotation, biological process: negative regulation of gene expression, epigenetic. Lineage: Eukaryota; Metazoa; Chordata; Actinopteri; Scombriformes; Scombridae. The coding region runs from base 408 to 10022 and encodes 3204 amino acids. The record is from RefSeq and is a predicted model, not a curated record.
UCAAGAUGGACGCUGCAGCCUCGAUAGGUUUCUGUUUCUUUUUCGACUAUACAUGCGCCAAUCAUCCCUAUAUGGAAACAAGUGGACACUGAGACGCUUCCAUUAUUAAACGGACCUAUCACCCGUGAAACGAUCAAACUGGGAUAAAGUGGAUGUCUUUUUUGCUCCUACGUGUUUGGACCAUGGAUCAGACUCUCGGUUAUUUUGUAACUUCCUGGUUUGGUUGUCGCAUUUAGUAUGUCUAUUCGACUGCGGCCAAAGCUCAAGUGACGGUACAAAAAAGAAAAAAGUUUAUAGGAAAGCGAAUAUGUGAGGCGUUGUAAUCCUGUAGUAAUGUUUAAAACCAGAGACAACUGUUUUCAACGAAGGGCAAAAGGAGAACGACCGAUUUCAUAAGUGUUUCAGCAAUGGAAAGUGGGACCGAUGGUGCCUCGACUAAAGGUGUUUUUAUACCUGUGCCAGAAAGCUGUGACGACUUUAAAAACAACAUUUUGGCUCCUCUUCAAAGUGCGUACUUGUAUGAAGAGUCAAAGCAGUCUUUCAGAUACAAGUCCGCUGUCCUGAUUAGAAAUUCUGCACUGGAAGAAAAGUAUAAUGCCUUCCGAGAAAAGAGAAGAGAAAUAGGAUAUUCAGAAGAGGAUCUGGAAGAAACCUAUGGGUUUUUACUGUUUGAUGAUGUCAACAAGGCUAAUGCACUUGGAGAAACUAGUGUGCUCACUGGAAACAGCUCUUGUACAACUUUGGGAGACCCCUUAAAAGGUGUGUACAUAUCCAUGUACUCUGACUGUUUGGACCUGAAUCGCUGGUAUCAUGGGAAAUCAGGGUACAUUGCCAUCAUCAGGCUGACAAAGGGGAGAGUUAACAAGGUUUUGGAGAACUACACACAGAAUUUAACUGCACCCACUGCAGGUUUUGACUGUCACGUGUCUGAACAGUUGCCUUCAGUUUCUGCCAAAACCAGUUCCUUUCUGGCAUUUGAGAGGACCCAGUAUUACCUGUAUGAGCUGCUAGAUGAUGGAAGCAAUGAAACAGCCCAAUCUCCCAGCCUUGCCUGUCCUUUUGCUAUUGUGGCAUUUUCAUAUACAGACACCAAAACAACACAUGUAGCACCACAGGAGAAAAGUGUGGAGAAAAAACUGGUUUCUCAUUACAUGCCAUGGGGAGGUCAACUUCAAAUAGGCACCCAGUUGUAUGAUGUUAGGCUGAAGUCUCCAGUAGGGGCCAUCAUCCCUGCAAAACUGCCACCAGUGGUGAAAGUUGACAGAGCCAUUUCCAUGUUAGAUCUUCGACAGCUCUUGCCAAGGGCUGUCUUUGAAACCUGCUUCUCUGGUGAAGUCUUUCUGGAUAGCUUAUACUGCAUCCUGUGUGAGUUGGUUUCUUCUGUGGCAGAGGGAACAAGCUCACUAUCUGUCCUUCUUCAGCAGAUAAAGGAAAAAGAUCUGGCUCUCACUUUUCCACUGAAUGAUGGGGGAUUUCUCAUCCUCUUGCACUCAACCCACUUUCUCACCUAUGAUGAUACUGGUUCCAGUGCCGCUGAUGUACUGCAAGGCUUGUUUGUGUUUCCAGACUCACGAGUUAUACAGAGAGAUACAAAAUUAGGACAGAAAAAGCCUUUCAUGUCAUCUGAAAUUCUUCGGGUUCUACCAGUACUAAGUUAUGCAGAGGGUGAAGUUGAGAAAACGCCUAUUGACCCAAGUGAAGAUCUGUGUGACGUGUUGGUUCAGCAUAUGCAGAGUUAUGCUGCACUGAUAAAUCCUGGGUUGGCAUCAAGUCCCUCUAGGGAAGCGAGCAUCUUCCCAGAUCAGUAUGAUGUACCUGAUGCCCAUAAACACCUCUACACAUCGCCAGAGUGGACCAACAGGGCAUGGCAGAGCAUCAGGUUAUACCUGAGCAAACCAAUUUCUUUUCAACUGCCAGUGUCGAAGGCCUCCGAAAUCCUGGCAGCUGGACAAGAGGAGCGAAGAGAAGACCUUGAUGAUGAUGUCUACAUCUGUCUGUCAUCACCUGAGGAGGCACCAGCCUGUCCUGUUAGCAUAGGGUCAGAAGAUCAGUUGGCAGGCCAGAUAUCUCCAGCAAAUAUUGAGACAAAUGUGGACAGUUGUAUAACAAGUGCUGAAGCACAGGUUAACUUAACAGUCUCUCAAAAUGUUGUACCAAAUGAUUUGCAAGCUGGAGAUGCAACCAAAGACACUGAAAAAUCUGACCUGACUGAGCUUAUCAAAACUGAUGAUAUGGGGGCAAAGACUUGCCUACCUCCCCCUACAGCAGAUGACCUACGAGCAGAGCUGAUUGUCAGUAUUACUUCAGCAGAGCGAACUGUCACUGAUGAGAGUCUGACUGUGAUCAGUACUGUGUCAGCAACAAAGCAUAAUGACUUUCAGCUUCCUGGUUUUUCAACAGCCAAAUUACAAACGGCAGGAGUGAACUCUCUGAAUGAUGACACUGUCAUAACCAAAAGGGUUCUGGGUUGCCCUGAGGUCCCUAUUCCCACUAAAACGCGACAGAGGAAAGUACGCAGGGGACGUUACAAAGCUCGAAAAAAGGCAUCUAAAGAACUUGUUGAGACUCUCAGUUUGCAAACUUUGAAAAUACCAAUGGAGGAUAAUAACUUUAAGAGUCAGAGGGAUGACAAGGCCACGGAACCAUUAGCCCAAUCACAGUUGAACAAACCUCCAGUUAUUGAUUGGAGAAAACGACCAAGAAAUAAGCGCAAGUAUAGACUAUCAUCAACAAGUAGAAUAUUGCGAUCUGCUACUGUUAGUUUAGCCGUAGCAGAGGAGAAAAAGACUGAAUCAGGAAAGGAGACAUUUGAAAACACAAUUUCAAUGGAACUGGACACUUGUUCACUGAGAAAGAAAACUGAACGAUGGGACUUAAAGCCAGUAAUCAGCAAAUGUGGAAGAAUCCUGGUUCCUCAUGGCACUGUAGACUUUGCAGAUCAGAUUAAGUCUUUAAAGGAUAAAUUUCAAUCUACAAAAGCUGCACAGAUCCAGGAGGAAAUGUUGGUUGAUGUCCUGGCCAACACUCAUGGAGCAGUGGAGAUGGAACAAAAGUCAAGCGCUGCUCCAGAAACAGCAGAGGACAAGGAAGAAGUGACAGAAUCCAAGGAUGGAAGGAACAAUAUUCAAAAUGUUGUGGACAGUCAGGUUAAUCCUGAACACAGCAUUUUGAGACAAUUAGAUGCUGGCAAUGGUUCAUUGACUUUGAAUUCAGAGAGUUCUGAGCAAUCUUCAGAGAAGGAUAGCAUACAAACUCCUCCCUCGAAAGCAGUUAAAAAAAAACCUACUGAUAGCAUCACCCAUACAAAGGGUGAAUUUCUGUUGAGGAAACUGAAAUCUGUACUUUCAAGGGGAAAGAGAAAAACUGAUCUUCUUAUUUCAAAUAAAACUGCAGAUACCGCACAAGAAACUGAGCCUUGUCUUAAGAAGAGCAAAGGUGACUCAGACACUGAGACAUUGAGGAGUAUGGAUGCAAUAACAGGUGUCCAGAAAACCAAUGUAGGAGUCAAGGAAGUUUCAAAGAUGCUGUCAGUUGACCCUCUUUUUGCAUUUGCCUUAGGCCUGACACCUAAAGAGACACCAGAUAUGGUAAAGAAAACUGAGGGUCAGGACACUCAACUAAAGAAAGACACAUCAGAGACACAUGAACAAACCAUUUCAGAAAAACAACCUCAAAUCCUACAAAGGCCUCCAUCAAUUUUCCCAAGGAGGGGCAGGAUUAAAACACUCAAAAAGCACCAAGACAUCCCUGCAGAAUAUAUUAAAAAGAAAUGGUGGUUGCAUUUUCAAACCCCAGCUUGUUAUGCAAGUGAAAAACUCAAAAACAAAGAGUGUACUAGGGAUAAUUCUGUCAGGAAGACUGUUAAGGAAAAAAUGCAGACUGCUUGCUCAUCUACAGAUGCUUUGAACUUACUUGCUGACUUGGCACUUGGUGCGAGUAAUGACCAGGUUCCACCACAACCAAACCCAGAACUUGAGAGAAAACCUGAGUCAAGUUUGAAGAAGUGUGCUCUUACAAAAGAUGUUACCAGUGCUGAGCAAGAGUCAGUUCUUCAUGCACUACUUAGAAAGUCUACUGCUAGACCCAUUCAUCCUCUUGAGUCUCCUUCUCCAAACCAUCUUGUGGGAGGCAGUGAGUUGGUUGAUUUGGUGUCUAAAGAACAUGCUUACUCAUUGCCCCCGUCUUCCUCUCUACUGUUGGGUUUACCAGGUACACCCUUCCAGGUAUCCCCUAUAAGUGGUUCUACUAGACUGCUGCACCGUCACCAGACAAAGUAUGGCAUUGGAAUUCAAACACUACAUCCCUCUGUUGGUCGGGAAGACAGAGGUAACAGGACUCCCAAAUCCCUGAAAAAACACAUGGUGUUCAGGACAAAGUUCAGAAACUCCCGUAUCUUUGAUAACAAGGAUGGAUCUCUCCAAAUCACAAGGCAAUGGAAAGAAAACUAUGACUUCAAUCUAGACAGCAAGUUUUCAACUGACUUAAAGGAGAAGGCUAUCGUCCGAGCGUUGCAUGGCCCGUGGGAUUUCUCCAUUCAAGAACCCAUUGAAGAGUUUCGCCUCAUCAUCCACAUGUGGAUAGGUCUUUUUUAUAGCCGGUCAACAGCUAGGCUCUUUCACCUUGAGUCGAACUUUACAUAUCCAUGUUCAGCAGAGAGUGAUCCUUUGGUAACAUCCAGUGGAACUGUAUCAGCUCCAGCUCAGUCUGACCUCAACGGCAAUUCAUUUGAUCCAUUAGGGAGUUUACCGAACACCUCAGACCUUCCUGUUGAAGAUGCUUUGGACCUCAGUAAAAAAGAUACCUCUGUCAUGGACCAAGAAUCUCAGAUUUUGGACUUGUCACUGAGAAACUCCAAAGCAGGGAUUGUCAUUUCAGAUUUACAAGUCAACAGAAAAGAGACUUCUGUGCCCAGGGAACAGAAAGAAGCAACUGAGACAUUGAACUUACUCAAGUCAUCAGUCAGACUACAUGAGUGUCACAGAAAUGUAGUAGAGAUCAUCAAUGUGGUGAAUGAUGUUGGAAGCAUCUAUGAAAGUAAGACGACUUGUAUUCCUUUGGAAAACAUUGGCUUCCUGGAGCACAUCAAUCUACCAUCUGUUAAAGGGGAUGGAACAGUAAUUCCUGUACAAGAAGAGAUAUCUGUUCAGCCAGAGGAUCAUGGGACUACUUCAGGAAUUGGCCAAAUGCGACAUGGAUCCAACAAUGAGAAGACUGAAAGAAAAGAUGGCAUGGCGAAAUCAGAAGCUACAGAGAAAAGGUUGAUGCAAAGACAUGGAAUGGAUUCAUCCAAAUCCAUGGCAGACAAACAGGUGGACCCCAACAAAGAAGCAGGUGAUACGGCUUAUACAGUGGAGCAUAAUGUAACAAAAUCCAAAGAUGGGGAAAACUGGGAGGUGAAAGAAAACCCAUACGAAGAAGGCCACAUACAACCUUCCCCAGAGAUGUGUACAGGUGAUGAUUCAACAAACAAAGAGUCAGGUAUAGUCUGGGAUGGAAAUCUUUUGGAAGAUGAGAAGCAGUUAGCUACAGAGGGACCUAAGGCAGUCUCACCAGGCCAGGCUGAAAAGGCUAAUGAAGAUCAGUAUUGUUGUAUAGGACAUGAAGAUAAAGUGAUUGAAGAUGAAAAUAACUUUGAAAAAGAAAGUGGACUGGAUGAGAAAGACAGUUGCAUUUCAGAUAUGGCGGAUGGCAGGGAUUUGAAUGACCAAUUAUUACCUAUGAUAUGUGACAGCCCUGAUUCAGUAAAGGGGGAUUGCGUUACAAAAUGUAAUCACCAACAACCACUGGAUGAGCAACCACCACAAGCAGACAGUAGAAAAGAUGUCUGCCAUGACUUGGAUUUGAGGAAGCCGUGUGCAAAUGGUAGUGCAUUGACAGAUGAACAAGCCCUACAGGUUAAAACUCCUGACACUACCUCAGGGAUGGAUGCUAUUCACAAUGAACUUGCAGUUGGGUCAGAUUCUGACUGUUUUGUAGACAAGGCACAUUUGAAGAAGGCAGCAUUAACCAUGUCUGAUGAAAGCACCUAUUCAUUAAAAGGAUAUUAUGCAGAUGGGUCUAUUCCCCAGACAAAGGACAAUGUUGAAACAGGAAGGAAAAACAACUUGGAAGUGAGACAAACCCUGUACCAAGAAGGCAAUCUAGAACCUUUCCCAAAGGUGAUGCAUACAGGUGAUGAUCUAACAAACAAAGAAUUGGGUACGGCCUGCAAUGGAAAUAUUUUGGAAGAUGAGAGGCAGUUAGCUACAGAGGAACCUAAAGCAGUCUCACCAGGCCAAGCUAGAAAUGGCAAUGAAGAUGAGGAUUGUUGUAUAGGACAUGAAGAUAAAGCAAUUGAAGAUGAAAAUUGCUUUGACAAGGAAAAUGGACUGGAUGAAAAAGACAGUUGCAUUUUAGCUAAGGAGGAGGGCAGGGAUUUGAGUGUCCAGCUAGUACCUAUGAUGUGUGAAAGCCCUGAUUCAGUAAAAGAAGAUUGCCUAACAAGGUGUAAUCACCAAGAACCACUGGAUGAGCGACAAAAUCAAGCAGACAGCACCACAGAUGUCUGCCAUGACUUGGAGUUGAGGGAGCUGUCUGCAAAUGGGAAUGCAUUGACAGAAAAAAAUGCCAUAUCGGACAAAGCUCCUGAUAUUCUGUCUGGCAUGGUUCCUUGUCAUAAUGAACCUGCAGUUGAAGUAAAUUCAGAAACAUAUAUUUGUUUGAUUGACAAGGUACAUUUCAAGAAGGCAGCUUUAGCCAUGUCUGAUGAGAGCACCUGUUCAUUAGAAGAGUCUUGUGCACGUGGGUCUGUUCCCCAGACAAAGGACAAUGUUGAAACUGGAAGCCAAAACAAAGUACGUUUUCGUCCAAGUUGUAAUGUUCAUGAAAAUCAGGAUACCAAAUCAAUUGAGGCAGAGGGAAACGCUGAUAACACAACUCAGAAAGAACCAUUCCAUCAACAGUCUCCUUUACCUCACUGUGAGGUUAAGCGUGAAGCUGAAGUGACAUUGACUGAAGAAACAGUUUGGAAUAGAGACAAAACAAAUGAUGGGUUGGAGAAGAUCCAUAGUGCGGUUGUAAUCCCAUUUAUUGGGAUGGACACUUCAGGAGAAGAUACUAAACAACCACGUGUCUUACCUUCUCAAGGCAAGGUUGAAGAAGUUGCUGAAGGCCAGAAAGAAAUACCAUUUAUCAGUGAUACUACCUUCCCUAACGCCAUUCUACCCAUACAGGAAUACAGCACUUCUCAAAUGUACAGGAAAGAGGCGGAACUGUCAGCUCGCAAAACCUCUCUUCUAGAUGUAAGGGAAACCAAUCAGCCAGUAGUUUUGGGAAGUGAGUCUGAUGACAGAUGUCCUACUCCAACCAUGGAUGAGAAACCAUAUAAGUACAUACCUAGUUCAGGCACUAGUAGUACUUCUGCUUUUAGUGAUGGUGAAACCUGCAAAAACGUAACUCAGAAAUAUCGUAGCAGAAGUUCAACACCUAUAAAGGAUGAAGUGCCUCUUGAGCAAAAACAUUGCCACACGUCUACACUAAAUAGUGACCACAACCCUCCUUGUGGCCUUCAUCCUGAUCUUGAACUAAGAACUCUUAGAGUUCUACAGAGUAUUGACAAGUUUUUCUCCAAAGCAAGUCACACUGACAAAUCCAGCCAAAAUGAAACAGCUGUCAUGAAACACUCUCUUGAUCAAACCCCUAAUCCCAGUAGCAAGUACACCCCCACUUGCUUAGCCCUAGGCAACACUGCAGCUGAAGUUACAGACAAGACAAUAAACAAUACAAAGCCAGUGGUGGUGGCAGCCUGUACCUCACAAGAACUGAGUACAGAAUCAUCAGACCACUCACUUAUAUCACCUUUCAAAAGUAAAUUAGAGGAAGUACUUGGUGUUAAGUUGCAGCUAAAGAAAACAGACUCAACAGUUCAUCAACAAUACUUUGAAAAAAUAGGUAAAUCGCAGGAAACCUCUGUCAGACAAGACUAUUGUCAUCCCUACAGAUCCCUUUCAUCUACUGAGUCUUUGCAAACCACUAAACCAAAUAUUGACCAACACAGACAUAUAACAACAUCACAGACCCAAUUAACUUAUGAACCCCGUUCAUACAGUCAGCGUCCUAUCAUGGCUGUGAAACCAUCAAAGAGUGAUGAAAGUCAAGCAGAAUGCAUCUGUAUUGAAGAACAAAUCAAAAACGCCUCAAAAAAUAAAAAGGCUAAAAUACCUGUAGUCACAUACAUAACAUCCACUCCCAUGCUCUCAGAGAGAAAGACAGAAGAUUUCAAGGGAUAUCUUAAAAGACUAAAUUAUGAUAAUUGGGAGGCCAGUGAGCUUCCUUCCAAGAGAAGUUGGUUAUCAAAUGUGAAUAACAGUAAAUCUAACGAUAAAGAUAGAGCAAAAUUUGCUCUUGAAGAUCUUUCAUGUCAGUACCAAGGAACAGGCAUUUCAAAGUUAAACAUUUCUUCAUCUACCUCCAUACAGUCUUUUGAAUCUGCAAAUAGUUCCUCUAAACUUGAUGAUGGAAACCAACGUUUGCUGACAUACAGUUCAGUUGAGAAAGUCAGACAAACAACUAAAGAGAACAUCAAGAUGGAUCAGAUAAACUGCUCAGGCGCAUUGGCUUUAUUGGUGGAUUACAAUGAUGAUAGCGAAACAGAUGAGAGUCUUGUUCUGGGACCUCAAAGCUCACUUGCAUGUACAAUCUACAACAAAAGCCAGGAAAGUUCUAACUCUUUUUUGGAGAAACUUUCUCAAAGGUGCCUACAGGAUGACCCAACUCAGGCAUCAUUGGAACAGGAGUGCCUUAUCUUCUCAGAACAAAUGAAACAACUUUUGAAAAGGAGUGAAGGGGGACCCCCCUGCCAACAAGAUACACAUAACAAAUUAAAGUUUCCUUGCGUCACUCCCAUGUCUGUACACUUUUCCAAUCUGGAGGAGCAGGAGGAAUUUCUGGAUCACUUGGUUGCACCGUCACUUGUUGGACUAAAAAUCAUGGUCGACAUGUCUGACAGGAAAUCCUUGGCAGACACCACAGAGGAAGAAAAGACUUUGCAUCCUGAAAGAAUGUCUAAAGCAACUGGCAAUGAAUUGGAAUAUGCUGGGGUUGCUGAUGUGACUGCAGAAUGCACCACACUUUAUGAGGAAAUGAUGAAUAAUGUUUGUGCUGGCACAAAGGUCCUAUCUAAAGCCAAGACCUCCCAAAUGGGUAGAAUUUACCCAAAGACUGAACCAAGUGACCCUUUUGACUUCUGUGGUCAAAUGAAGAGAAAACUGGAUGAGAGUUUUCGGAAUAACCUGAAUUCGGUUGUAAAGAAAUCCUGCAGAACAAAGUACAGAUUCUACAUAUUAGUGACAUCAGGUGAUGCCUUCUUUGAGGAAACCAAGGCACAGUUAGAGGCAGAGGGCCAUACUGCUGUACAGCCAUCCCAGUUCUUCCUUGGUGAGGAUAGUUCUUCAUCUCUUCUCAUCAUCCUCAGGAAUGAAGACAUUGCAGAGCACAUUUGUGAGGUUCCACAUUUGCUGGAGCUAAAGAAGUCACCAGGUGUGCAGUUUGCAGGAAUUGAUGAACCAGAUGAUGUUGUGAAUCUCACCCACCAGGAACUCUUCAUGAGGGGUGGUUUUAUAAUGCUUGACAAAGCCGCACUGGAGCCCCUCAGCCUUUGCAACAUGAAAAAAAUGUCAGAAAUCUUGCAAGAGCUUAGCAGAACGGGGAAGUGGAAAUGGAUGUUGCACUACAGAGACAGUCGUCGUCUGAAAGAAAAUGCAAGGUUGAGUGCAGAGGCAAAAGAGAAGAAGCACUUCCUAAACUGGUGCCAAGAAACUGGACUUGUGGAGGUCUUGCCUUACCACGAGUGCGAUCUUGUGACAAGAGAUAAACCCGACUAUUUCUCCUGUCUGGUCCGCUUGCAGGUCCAAAAUGUAUCAGCCCGAUACCCUGUUUUUGUAACUGAUAUGACAACGGACGCUGCAUUUGGGAAAAAUGGAAUUUUAACACUGACUGUCAACUCUUUCCUGACAAAUUCUCCAAGUGAAACAUUUACAGUCUGACCUGGAAAAAGUCAGAUGGAUGAACCCAAGUUGUGCUGAUCUAAGCACAGGUUUUGUAACAGUCAUUUCAAGGGGUCAUCGAACUUACUACACGUACCAGCUCGCUUUUUUGUAUGCAGCAGUAAAUAUGCCUUAGUUGUUUUUUUAUGUUAAUGUUGUUCAUUUGUAAAAUAAUUUAUCUUAUAUUGUAUUUUUAAUGUGAUUACAAAUUAUAUAUAUUUUGUUCUUGACUUUAUACAUGCAGCACAAUCAUUACAAUUGUUUAAUGACAAGGCUUUCUUUUUUUGAGAGACAGCUGAAAGAUUUAAUUUUUUUUAGGUGAAAACAGUCUAGGCAGUUUGUGUGUUAGAUAUUAAAAUUAUUAGGGGUUCAAAACAAAAUGUGUGUUUGUUUGUUGUUGUUGCUUUUUGUAAUUGUUUUUGUCAAAACGAGUAGUUCUCGAUCUGCAUUGUGGGAUUUACAGAGUUGGCUUGAGCAUUAAAUUCAAUACUCCAAUAACACAUAAAUCAAAGCCUUGCUUUUGAGAGUGCUGGGCAGCAUUCACGCAGUGUUAAUGUUAGAAAAUAUACUUUAUUUGUGAAUGUGUUUAAAGUUGCUGCUAAGUCUGCUUUAAAGUUAGUCUCUAGGCAAUAAAAAGGUAACAUUAAAUGACCAUAGCUUAGAUAAGAUAUAAAAAGAUGAAAGGUCACAUACCUACUACAAGAAAGUUAACUCAGGGACAGUACAAAUACCAAUGAGCUUCAGAGUCGAGAGUUUAUUUUACACAGACGAGUGGAAUAUGGUGUGUGAAGGUGGAGAGAAAACCCCUUAUUGGUACAUAGAGGCAUGUUAAUAACUGUAUUUAUCUUCAAAUAUCAACAAAGGUGGUUGUAGGUAAAGUGAC